Diaporthe citri is the source of this 1182-nucleotide messenger RNA. RefSeq lists its product as uncharacterized. Gene Ontology annotation, cellular component: mitochondrion. Bases 1 to 1182 code for a protein of 393 amino acids. Gene Ontology annotation, molecular function: 2 iron, 2 sulfur cluster binding; biotin synthase activity. The record is from RefSeq and is a predicted model, not a curated record. NCBI's taxonomy places the organism in Eukaryota, Fungi, Ascomycota, Sordariomycetes, Diaporthales, Diaporthaceae. The transcript is spliced from 2 exons. Gene Ontology annotation, biological process: biotin biosynthetic process.
AUGCUGACUCCUGCCGGAUCGGCCCUGCGCCUGACGCUGUCCCGAGCUCAGGCACCCGGACAAAGGGUCGCCUUUGCUUCUCUGCUCUCCCGCCGGCCGAACGGAGCGGCACGCAUCCACAGUGGUGCUGCUAUCCCCGGCCGCCGCAUGUCGACAGUAGUCGAGGACCGCGUCAUCGAGAAUGCACAUGUUCCCCCGCCUCCUCCUCGGCCACAGGGUCCUGCUACGGUUCCUGUCGAGGCAGAGCGCCCGGCGAGUGACAUCCUCAAGCAGGCCGGGACUGUUCAUCGCCGGUUCCACGACCCGGCCGAGGUGCAGCUGUGCACCCUGAUGAACAUCAAGACGGGCGGGUGCAGCGAGGACUGCAGCUACUGCGCCCAGUCGACGCGCUACCAGACGGGCGUCAAGGCACAGCGCGUCGAGCCCGUCCAGGCCGUCCUCGAGGCCGCCCGCACGGCCAAGGCCAACGGCAGCACGCGCUUCUGCAUGGGCGCCGCGUGGCGGGACAUGCGCGGGCGCAAGAACUCGCUCAAGAACAUCAAGGCCAUGGUCGAGGGCGUGCGCGCCCUCGACAUGGAGGUCUGCGUCACCCUCGGCAUGAUCGACGACCAGCAGGCCAAGGAGCUCAAGGAGGCCGGCCUGACCGCCUACAACCACAACGUCGACACCAGCCGCGAGUUCUACCCCUCGGUCAUCACCACGCGCACCUACGACGAGCGGCUCAAGACGCUCUCGCACGUGCGCGACGCGGGCCUCAACGUCUGCUCGGGCGGCAUCCUGGGCCUGGGCGAGAGGGCCGAGGACCACAUCGGGCUCCUGCACACCGUGUCCACGCUGCCCUCGCACCCGGAGAGCUUCCCCGUCAACGCCCUCGUGCCCAUCAAGGGGACGCCGCUGGGCGACAAGAACCCCAUCGAGUUCAUGGCCAUCCUGCGCACCAUCUCCACCGCCCGCAUCCUGAUGCCCAGCACCAUCAUCCGCAUCGCCGCCGGCAGGAAGACCAUGAGCGAGGAGAAGCAGGCCCUGUGCUUCAUGGCCGGCGCCAACGCCAUCUUCACCGGCGAGAAGAUGCUUACUACGGAGUGUAAUGGCUGGGAUGAGGACGGCGAGAUGUUCAAGCGGUGGGGUCUCGUGCCCAUGAAGAGCUUCGAGAAGAGCGAAAAGCCGCAGCCGGAGCUCUAG